CUUUCAGAAGAAAAAUGACACACAGACAUGUUACAAACUCUAUAGACAGGAUUUUUACCAGAGGGGGAUUUCUUACAUAUUUUACACCACAACCAUUUAGUAUCCCCAAACUUGCCCCCCCAAUAUUCUGUUUGCACCCCCAACAGGGGCUGGCUAGAUCCGGCCCUGGUUCUUAUCAUAUUCUGUCGCACGUCUAUAUUUAGUUGUCUGUUUACUAACACAACAGAGUCAUGGUUAGUCUUCUUGCUCAAAGAAAUGAAUUUUUAUUUCCCAUUAUUGUCCAAAACAUGUAGAACAGACAUGCAGGACAGGUAUGCCAGCAGUGAGAAUACCAGGGGACGACAUGUACACUACAAAAUAAUCAUCACAAUCAAUUAAAACUGUUCAAAGAGCAAUGCUUUCAUAAAUAUAUAUGUUUUAAAACUCUAAUGGUGAGUAAACAUAAUUCGAAUUAUUAAAUUAUUACAGGGAAAACGUUGUGAUGAACAAUAUUUAGAUUUAUUAAUAUACUUACAAGUCCUGAUUUUAUGUUUAAUCUUGUUUUUUUUCCAUGAAAUCCAAAUAUGUCAAGAUGACCUAAAUCUGCCAGUUCAGCUCAAAUAUGAUCUGUUCCCAUUUCACCGGAAAUCUGGAAUAAAUAUUGUCAUUUAUCAAACGUACACAAAUCUAAAUGUUUUUGUAACAUUACAGUUUGUGUCUCAGUGUUCUUUACAUGGUUUACAGUUGGAAUCAAUUGUCUUAUAACAUCCUAACAUGAUGGGAAUGAUGUUUGUAUGAGACAUCUAUCAUCUUAUUCAUUAAUAACUUCAUGACCACCAAUCCACGGAUUUUAACCUUUGACUCACCCACUCAGAUACACUUUUUUACAAAGUAAAUGAAUUUCAUGUACUGUUGUGUGUUUAUUAGUUAUACUGGAGGCAGAAUUCAUGUUAUUGUGGUGAUCACAGCAGGCUACAGAUCAUUGGGACGUUUUGUGCUAAAAUAAGUCAUUCCUGAUGUCACAUGAAGCCAUUUGUUUACCAAAGAGAAACAAGAACAUUUUAAACUUAACAACAUGAUUCAUGCUGUUGAUCAAAUUAAAGGAUAAACUUCUUAGGAUUGUGUUGAUUUCUCUCCUGUUUGCUUCCGUUUAGAAACAUAUAUUCAAACAACUUUUUAUGGUGAACUAAACAUCUUCAUGACCUUUAAAUCCUGAAAUUCAAUACAAAUCUUUCCAUCAAUGCAAAACGUAACAACAUAAAAACUGCUCUCCGACGUCACUGAGCCGAAUGAUCACGUUUGACGCGGGAAGAGUUCAUUAAAGCUCAUCAACUGACAGUUUACUGGAAUUUCCAAAGAUAAUUUCAGAGUAUUACUUCAUAAAUCACUCGCUGACCGAGAGGAAAAAGAAAACUUCAGAGUUUCAACAUGACACGAACGCCCAGUGGGAAAUUGAAUUUCCACUUUCAAAGAAUUUUCUGCUUUUCAAAAUCCUAUAUGUGAGACUUAGAGCAAAACAUUAUCGCUUUAUAAGUGACUUUGCUGGUCAUAAAGUCACAUCUUAAGCUUCAGCUCACUUCAAUGAAAACAUACGUUAUGAGGUUCCAUUUAUGCCCAAACGUAUGUUUUUGCGUCCACUGCGAUGUCUUUGUGCCAUUGUCUAUGUCUACUGAACAAGUUUAUUGAACUCUUUCACAAAGUAAACACAAGUUUUUCAUUUUAACUUGAAAAUAGAAUUAACUUUGUCCAGUUUUCACUUUCAUCUGGAGCAAAUAGAAGUAAAUAUGUGGUUUCUAAGCCAGAUGUUUGCAGUUUUCAGGUGUCUGAACAAAAGUUGAAAUAACUGCUCUGUAGCUGAGGACACAACUGUGGUUUCAUCUAUCGUCUUAACACUUCAAAUAACAGAAUAAUUCGAACUCUCACUUAUAUGAGACACAGCACUUUUAAAUACCAGUCUAUGGUCGCCUCUUUAAACUUUAACAUUUUAUCUUUUAAGUCUGCAAUUGUUUAGUUUUUCAGUUUACACCACUUGGUCAUUUUAUGUCAUUGUUUUAUUGGUUUUUAUACUUGUAUUAUCAUAAGUGUUUUUUAUUUUUGAUAUUUUUCGGUCUUUCUUGUUGCAAAUGGACCUUUAAUCUGUAAUAAAGAAUAUGUUUAUUUGUUUAUUUUUUUAAUAUGUUUUGUAUAGAUGUACAAUAUAUAUUAAAGGCUGUUUGUUCGUUUUUGAACUCAAACUGACAUUUGCAAUAAAGUUUAUUUAAAAAAAACGUAAUAGUGCUCAAAAUCCCCAUGGUCCAUGAAGGCAUCCCUCGAUGACGUCAGCUACGUAUCGGCCGUCACCGGAAGUUGGUCAGAAUUUUGCUCCUCUUCGCCUCGUCGUCCCGGGUCGGAACCCCCGCCGCGUCCUGAGGCAGAAACGGGGAGAAUUGUCGUGUUUUUCUCUCCAGGAAACCCCGUUUUCACCGGGAGACGUUCCCGCCAUGGCAGAGGAGAGGCGACUGUAGGAGGAAACUCUGAACUCCAGACCGGAUCCCAGCGGACUGCAGCCAUCAUGAGGUGACCUCUGACCUCUGCCUCUUCUGCUGAUCUGGACAAAUGGCACGGAUCACGCUGUCCUGCCUGCCGGCGUCCUGGUACUGCAGCGUGUCGCUGCUGUCCAUCGGCUGCGCUCCCAGGCAGAGGCUGCUCCUGCUGCUGCUCCUCCUCACCUCCGCCCUGCUCCUCCUGGCCAGCCAUCAGAGGCAGCUGUGGGGCUCCCAGCCGCGGCCCAGAGUCAACAAGUACCUGUCCCUGGCGGAGUCCAUGGAGGCCACCAACGUGCUGAACCCCGCCCUGAACUACGGCGUGGUGGUGGACUGCGGCAGCAGCGGCUCGCGGGUCUUUGUCUACUACUGGCCCCCCCACAACGGGAACCCCCACACGCUGCUGGACAUCCGGCAGAUGAGGGACCGCGACUACAAGCCCGUGGUGAAGAAGAUCAAACCCGGAAUCUCCACGCUGGCCUCCCGGCCGACGCAGGCGAGCGUCUACCUGCAGCCGCUGCUCAGCUUCGCGGCGGCGCACGUCCCGCAGAGCAAACACAAAGAGACGCCGCUCUACAUCCUCUGCACGGCCGGCAUGCGGCUGCUGCCCGACAGUCAGCAGGCCGCCAUCUUGGACGACCUGGUCACCGACGUUCCUCUGGAGUUUGACUUCCUGUUCUCGCGCUCGCACGCCGAGGUCAUCUCUGGGAAACAGGAAGGCGUGUACGCGUGGAUCGGCAUCAACUUCGUCCUGGGCCGCUUUGAUCACGCCGACGAAGAGGACGCCACGGUAGAGGUGAGCACCGGCUCUCAGAGCCAGCCCCCGAUCAGCCGGCGCCGCACCGUGGGCAUCAUGGAUAUGGGCGGAGCCUCGCUGCAGAUCGCCUACGAAGUGCCCAACGCCAUCACCUUCAGCUCGCCGCAGGAGGAGGAAGCGGCGAAGAGCGUCCUGGCGGAGUUCAACCUGGGCUGCGACGUGGAGCGCACGCAGCACGUGUACCGGGUCUACGUCACCACCUUCCUGGGCUUCGGAGGGAACAUGGCGCGGCAGCGCUACGAAGACCACGUCGUCAACAGCACCUUCGCCAAGAACAGGUUCCUGGCGGCACAGACGGGUCUGAGCGAGGACAAACCGUACCUGGACCCCUGCCUGCCGCUCGGCAUGUCGGACACCGUCGUCCGGGACAACCGGACCCUGUUCCUGCGAGGUCAGGGGGACUGGAGCCGGUGUCAGGAGGCCGUGAGGCCUUUCCUGGGCCUCCACAACGGGACCAUGUCUCCACAGGGAGUCUACCAGGCUCCCAUCAACUUCAGCAACAGCGAGUUCUACGGUUUCUCGGAGUUCUUCUACUGCAUGGAGGACGUGCUGCGGAUCGGAGGCCAGUACGACAGCGGCAGAUACUCACAGGCCGCUAAGGAUUACUGCGCCACCCGGUGGUCCACGCUGAAGCAGCGGCUGGACGACCAGCUCUUCUCCCAGCAGGCCGACAUCAGCAGACUCAGGUAUCAGUGCUUCAAGUCGGCCUGGAUGUUCGAGGUUCUGCACUCCGGUUUCCGCUUCCCGCCCGACUACCGGAGCCUGAAGACGGCCCAGCUGGUCUACGACAAGGAGGUCCAGUGGACUCUGGGCGCCAUCCUGUUCAAAACCCGCUUCCUGCCUCUCAGGGACCUGCAGCAGGAGACGCUGCGGCAGAACCACCCCGGCUGGCUCCGCCCCUCCUUCGUCUACAACCACCACCUGUUCUCGCUCUGCGUGCUGGUGGUGGUGCUCGCCAUCCUGCUGUACAUCCUGCGCCUGCGGAGGAUCCAUCAGCGGGAGCUGCGGCAGGCCGAGGUCCUGGACCUCCUCUGGGCCGAGGAGGGAGAGGCUCUGCUCCCCUGAGGAGGAGCACGGACCGCCCGCCGCUGGAGGCGGAGCCUCAGAUCUCCUCCAUCUUCCAUGGUGCAGCUUUAAAGUCAGAAGAACUUUUGUCUUUUUUCUCAAACCUCAGGGUGAAAGGGAUCAAACCACUCCCCCGACCUCCUCCUCCUCCUCCCUGACAGAAGCUUUCCUUCGUCCUUGUUGGUCCUCCAGAGGAGGACCGGUGAGACGUCUUCAGGAGGAGAGGAGGGAAACCUGUGAAUGUAGAACUUCUUCACUGCUGGAGAACGUCUCUCCUCAACUACCAACUCCAGCAGGAGAUCUCCUCCUGCUUCCAGGUCUGGUUUUGUGUACUGUCCUCCAGAAGUCACAAAUCCGUCAUCUGGAAGCAGUUUGACGUGGUCAUACCUCUGAAUCCUGGCGGUGGGCGGAGCCACGCUGCAGAUUUCCAACCAGCUUCCAGGAGAAGAUCUCUAACUUUUGAGUCUUAAGUUCAAGUUUCAGUUCCAGCAUCAAACGUGUCUGAAGAACCGCCCAGGAACAUUUCCGGAGCGUUCUCCUUUGUGGAUGUAAACCAUCCCUCAGCUCUGAGCCGGAGCUGCGGGAGCGACCAGAAGAUCCCGACGGGAGAACGGGAUUCUGUUUGUCCGUGUUCAUUCCAGUGAAUCCUGAGGAGCAGAAACGCCAAGAUGACCGUAGAAGUGUGUGUGUGUGUGUGUGUG
Oryzias melastigma (Indian medaka) is the source of this 5084-nucleotide messenger RNA. Its product is annotated as ectonucleoside triphosphate diphosphohydrolase 7. The record is from RefSeq and is a predicted model, not a curated record. Gene Ontology annotation, biological process: nucleoside diphosphate catabolic process. Gene Ontology annotation, cellular component: membrane. NCBI's taxonomy places the organism in Eukaryota, Metazoa, Chordata, Actinopteri, Beloniformes, Adrianichthyidae. Gene Ontology annotation, molecular function: nucleoside diphosphate phosphatase activity.